Molecule: messenger RNA, 1077 nt
Organism: Dinoponera quadriceps
Lineage: Eukaryota; Metazoa; Arthropoda; Insecta; Hymenoptera; Formicidae
Gene: lsn
Product: vacuolar-sorting protein SNF8
Exons: 2
Coding region: 200-955 (251 amino acids)
Biological process (GO): protein transport to vacuole involved in ubiquitin-dependent protein catabolic process via the multivesicular body sorting pathway
Cellular component (GO): ESCRT II complex
Source: RefSeq, a predicted model, not a curated record
CUUCCACUUGAAAUUAGCAAAAAGUGCAAGAAGAUAUGGUUAAAAUUAACAUUUUGCAAAACGGACCGAUUUUCUCCUUCAAUGCCUCGUAAAUCGAGACUUGUCUCGAUUUAAUUUCGACGCAACCUCGACAUAACCUUGCGACCCUCGUUUGACACAUGUCAAACGCAUGUCAGGCUGAAUAAUCGGGAGAAAGGAGAUGAGGCGGAAGGCGGGCGUGGGGGCGAUACAGAAGCAGAAGCUGGAGCAGGAGAAGUACCGGGACAAGGGUACGGAGAUCCAGGAGAACCAGUUCGAACAGAUGACGAAGCACAUGGAGACGUUCCGCGUGAAUCUGGAGGAGUUUGCGAGCAAGCACAAGAAUGAGAUCAAGAAGAACGCUCGUUUCCGCCGUCAGUUCACGGAGAUGUGCGCCUCGAUCGGCGUGGAUCCCCUCGCGUCCGGCAAAGGUUUCUGGUCGGUGCUGGGCAUCGGUGAUUUCUACUACGAGCUGGCCGUGCAGAUCGUGGAGGUUUGCAUGGCGACCAAUUACAAGAAUGGCGGCCUGAUAUCACUGGACGAGCUGAGAACUCGCUUGAUCCAGGCGAGAGGACGCAGGAAGGAGCAUCAGGAGAUCACCAACGAGGAUCUGCUGGCUGCAGCUAAGAAAUUGCGAAUAUUCGGCAAUGGUUUCUCCGUAGUUCCCAUCGGCGGAGGGAAGUACUUGGUGCAAUCGGUGCCCGGUGAACUCAGCAUGGAUCAUACGGCGGUGCUGCAUCAGGCCAGUUUGUCGGCGAACGCGUGUGUCUCCAAGUCUGUCCUGUGCAAGGAAUUGAGAUGGGAGGAGGACAGAGCACAGAAGGCUUUGGAUCACAUGAUGAAGGAGGGACUGGCUUGGCUGGAUGAGCAGGCCGACGACGAGACUUUGUAUUGGUUUCCUAGUUUAUUCACGGCUUGUAUCAUUUCCAAAGAAUAAACUCUGCGUCAGUGUCAGUGCUGCUGAUGAUAUGCCGAUAGAAUAGAUUUCGGAGAGGGAAUUCACGCCGCUUCUUAGGAUUUGUAUCUUUCUCGUAAAUAAAAUCGAACGGUCUAUUAUUA